Molecule: messenger RNA, 697 nt
Organism: Aedes albopictus (Asian tiger mosquito)
Lineage: Eukaryota; Metazoa; Arthropoda; Insecta; Diptera; Culicidae
Exons: 2
Coding region: 155-502 (115 amino acids)
Source: RefSeq, a predicted model, not a curated record
CUCAAAUGCUGCUCUACUAUCGGACACCAUGUGCACACCACUCUACAGAUCGUUUUGAACCGGCAAGAUAUGAGCAUCGUCACCUCGUUUCAUUCUUCAGUUCUACUUGAACUCUGUUUGGAUUAGAAAUAUCACACGAAGUUUAGACAAAAAUAUGUUAGAUUCCCUAAUCGGGCCAUUGUGCAUAAUCCUGUUCCUGCUUCUAAUGUGCGCCUUCGCGUACUGUUUGAAGACAUGUUUGGAGUGGAUUGUGAAACUGAUAAGUGGGAAUUGCAUUCGAAGACGUUCGACGGUGAUCAAUGUUCUCGUAAUCGAAGUGGAACCAGCGCAGGAUCGGGAGCAGCUAGUACCCAAGAAGAAUGCCACUCCCGAUUUGCAAGCACCAUCGGCAGAAGACAGUGACUUGGCGCAGCAAGAAAAGCAAACUGAACUAUCGGAAAGGUGUGAUAAUUUGAUGCAUUUGUUGGAAGGUACUGGAGAAAAUAUAAAUUUUAGCUUUUAGCCAGUAGACAAGUGAACUAAUGUGAUUAAAUUCGAUGGAUAAUUCUCCAUAUCCUUGGAGAUUCGUCUCAAACAUAGUUCACGACGACUCAUGUUCAUGUACGCAUCGUAAAUCGAUCAUCGUAUCAUAAAAAUGUUAUAUAAUUUCCCGAAAAAUAAAUGAACUUUGUUUCUACAAGUUUGACAAUGAUAUCAA